Molecule: messenger RNA, 2394 nt
Organism: Neopsephotus bourkii (Bourke's parrot)
Lineage: Eukaryota; Metazoa; Chordata; Aves; Psittaciformes; Psittacidae
Gene: PLPPR1
Product: phospholipid phosphatase related 1
Exons: 8
Coding region: 328-1305 (325 amino acids)
Biological process (GO): phospholipid metabolic process; phospholipid dephosphorylation; signal transduction
Molecular function (GO): phosphatidate phosphatase activity
Source: RefSeq, a predicted model, not a curated record
GCCGGGUCCGACGCACAGGGAGGCAGAGGAGGAGAGGCGGGAGAUGGGGAAGGAGCUGUGCUGGUAGUUCUGCGGACGUCGUUAGGGAGAAAAAGGGGGCUGGAGGGGGCCAAAAGAACAGAGAAGAAGGAACUGGACGGGGAGGGCGUCCGCCGCCCCCUCUCCCCCUUUCCACCGCACUGAGGCGGGAGAGCGGACCACGAUGCCUGGCCAGCGGGUGCUGCCCGCUCGCCCGCAUGGAGACAGCCGCCCGUAGCGGGGCUGCCGCGCUGCACCGCGGGGAUAAUAAAGUUUUGAAUGGUGCCUCGCCAAGAAGUGUGAUGAGAAAUGGCUUUAGGAAACAAUACCCAGAGAAGCUAUUCCAUCAUCCCCUGCUUCAUCUUUGUUGAGCUUGUCAUCAUGGCUGGGACUGUUCUGCUCGCCUACUACUUUGAGUGCACCGAUACUUUUCAGGUGCACAUUCAAGGUUUCUUCUGUCAGGAUGGCAAUUUGAUGAAACCAUACCCUGGGACAGAGGAUGAGAGCUUCAUUUCACCUCUCAUGCUCUACUGUGUGCUGGCUUCAACUCCAACAGCUAUUAUUUUUAUUGGUGAGAUAUCCAUGUAUUUCAUAAAGUCAACACGAGAAACCCUUAUUAUCCAAGAGAAAACUAUUUUGACUGGAGAGUGCUGUUACCUGAACCCACUGCUUCGAAGAAUAAUACGCUUUAUAGGAGUGUUUGCAUUUGGACUUUUUGCCACCGACAUAUUUGUAAACGCUGGUCAGGUUGUGACUGGGAACUUGGCUCCCUACUUCUUGACUGUAUGUAAACCCAACUACACUGGAAAUGACUGUCGAGCCCACCACCAGUUCAUAAACAAUGGCAACAUCUGCACUGGGGAUGUCGGGGUGAUUGAAAAGGCAAGGAGAUCAUUUCCAUCCAAACAUGCUGCUUUGAGCAUCUACUCAGCUUUAUAUGCCACGAUGUACAUCACAAGCACAAUUAAAACAAAGAGUAGCAGGCUAGCCAAACCUGUGCUGUGUCUGGGUACCCUCUGUGCUGCGUUCCUCACUGGGCUAAAUCGAGUUUCUGAGUAUCGAAACCACUGUUCGGACGUGAUCGCAGGCUUCAUCCUGGGGAGUGCUGUAGCUUUGUUCCUGGGGAUAUGUGUUGUCCAUAACUUUAAAGGCACUCAUGGAGCUCCUUCUAAACCGAAGCCUGAAGACCCACGAGGAAUGCCACUAAUGGCCUUUCCAAGAGUGGAAAGUCCUCUGGAGACAUUGAGUGCACAGAAUCACUCUGCCUCUAUGACUGAAGUAACCUGAGAUGGAAGACUGGCAACUGAAGCUAUUUUUUAUUACCCCCCCAAGUACAAUACUCCAAGACACAGAUACUAAAUGUCUAACUGCAAUGACCAGUAUUAUGUUAUGUCUAGUUAGAGGCUAAUGUUUUGUACUUUUUUUGUAUGAAGAAGUGAUGUAGCUUACCCUGAUUUUUUGUCAGCUUUAAUAUUAUUAUGCCAGAAUUUAAAAGCAAAAAGGAAAAAGAGGAAAAAAACACUUUUCUUGUUUAAAGUGUGCACUAAGGAACUACAUCUAUUGAAUUGUUGAUGUUGUUAUGUGAUAUUUGUACACAGUUUUUUUCUUUUUCAUUUCUGAAUUUAUACAUGGGGGGGGGGGGGAAAUAUCACUUUUUCUUACCAUGAGAAGUGUUUCUACCAGUGGGUCAGAUUUGAGUAAGCUCAGCAUAGAUCUGAAGCAGUUGCAUAUACCUAAUUCAGAUUAAAAUAGUGGUGAUUGGGAAUCUAACCCAAAUGAUAAUAUCAAAACAUAAUAAACAUCCAACCUCGAUUCAGUGAGCUACUUAAGCGUUCCUUAGCGUUAUGGACUUCAGCUAGCCACCCUGUUUCCAGACUAUUUGGCAGACUUGAAGUAUGUCCUCAAGCAUCUUACUGAAUCAAAGCCCGAUUGUUCUGGUGUGGGUGAUCGUGUUAGUUAUUGAAGAAUAACUAAAACAAUGUACUCAGUCCGCAAAUAUACAGAAUGGAUGUGAAAAUUUAUAGUAGUAGCUGAUAGCAUGUGAGCUGACUAUAUCACCUCCCUAGAUCUCUGUUCCUCCCUGAGGCCCAGCUAAAGCUCCCAGUGAAACCUGGCUUCAGGAAUUGACUAUGGGGAUAUACAGCCACCGCUGUGGAGCUGAGGCUGUGCUUUAAGUGUUCCAUAACUUCAUCAUAAAUUUGUGGAGUAACUAGUAACACUCGUAUAAAGGAAACUGACACCACUUCUUCAGUGGAGUGGCAUGACAUGGCAUUCAGAUUGGCAGAAUCAAGAAGGCAGUUCUACCCCCAUAGUGUAGUUUUCACUGAGGGGAUUUGGCAAGACAAGAAACAACAACAAUAACAACAACAACAAAAA